GUCCGACUCUCUUGGCUCGACAACCCCGCGACCUCAGAACUUGUCCAAGUCAUCCUCCUCCUUUCUCGUGCGAUCGACACCCACACUUUUACUAUCACGUCUUUUGUUAUCACCUACGACCAACAUGGCCGACUCCCUCACCGAAGAGCAGGUCUCUGAGUUCAAGGAGGCUUUCUCCCUGUUCGACAAGGAUGGCGAUGGCCAGAUCACCACCAAGGAGCUGGGUACCGUCAUGCGCUCCCUCGGCCAGAACCCCUCCGAGUCUGAGCUUCAGGACAUGAUCAACGAGGUCGACGCCGACAACAACGGCACCAUCGACUUCCCUGAGUUCCUUACCAUGAUGGCGCGCAAGAUGAAGGACACCGACUCUGAGGAGGAGAUCCGCGAGGCUUUCAAGGUUUUCGACCGUGACAACAACGGCUUCAUUUCUGCUGCUGAGCUCCGACACGUUAUGACCUCCAUCGGCGAGAAGCUUACCGACGACGAGGUUGAUGAGAUGAUCCGGGAGGCUGACCAGGACGGUGACGGCCGAAUCGACUACAACGAGUUUGUCCAGCUCAUGAUGCAAAAAUAAACGACCUGCUUGAUACCUGAACAACCGAAUCCCUAGGCAUGCCAUUUGCAUACCAACGCUGGCAGCGAGUGCGCAUGGUCCUAGGGAGCACGGGUACUCUUCUUUAUUUAAUAGCAAAACUGCAAGCGAUUCGGAGGACAUCUUCGAUAGUUGGGCCAAAGUUGUGAGGAGUGACUAGCUUUCCGUGUUUACUCAUGUCUCCACGGCUGUUGUUGUCCCAUGGUUUUUUAUCUACAUGGCUCAUGAAUCAUGACAACAGAGCAAUUUUUCCACAUAAUCUUUGAUCUGGGCUUUACAG
Messenger RNA from Fusarium vanettenii 77-13-4, 872 nucleotides. RefSeq lists its product as uncharacterized. The transcript has 7 exons. Gene Ontology annotation, cellular component: central plaque of spindle pole body. The record is from RefSeq and is a predicted model, not a curated record. Gene Ontology annotation, molecular function: calcium ion binding; enzyme regulator activity. Bases 125 to 574 code for a protein of 149 amino acids. Lineage: Eukaryota; Fungi; Ascomycota; Sordariomycetes; Hypocreales; Nectriaceae. Gene Ontology annotation, biological process: spindle pole body organization.